Anolis carolinensis (green anole) is the source of this 4045-nucleotide messenger RNA. RefSeq names its product family with sequence similarity 217 member A (gene fam217a). Lineage: Eukaryota; Metazoa; Chordata; Lepidosauria; Squamata; Anolidae. The record is from RefSeq and is a predicted model, not a curated record.
AUGCCAUCAAAUUCCAGUGAUGUUCCUUCAAACUUCAUCCACACUAAUCCGAUGGUGCAUUCUUUUAUGAAGAAAUGUUACCCGAUUUCUUAUUUUGGAACUCAGAAUUCUAGCAAAACCAGUGAGGGAGACAUUUGCAAAAAGGUCCAUGAAAACAAUGCUUCUGAUUCUAGUAGUAGUGAUGACACACUUUCGACACUCAAAAGGAAAAUGAAAAGAAAAAAUGAUAAUGUGGAGAGCACACAUCCAGUAGAAGAGAAGACUACAUCUGAGAAUGAAGAAAGAAAUAAACUUUUGCAGGAAUACUUAAAAAGUUUUAAUACUAACCUAAACCCAGAUCCUAUAGAACACAAGGAAGGUGUUUUUUCUUCAGUGGGGGAUGAUACUUUUUCAUACCCUGAUUUUCUUCCUCCACCAUACAAUACCUUGGAUUUACAAAAACUAUCAAAGUUGGAUAACUGGAGAACAGCUUUCAAGGAACCACUUGAUUAUUCAAUUGAUCAACUAAUAUCUCGUCUCAUCCGUAUGGAAAGGUUGCAGCAUUUGACUGUAGUAAGAGAAAAGAGAAAAGAAGCUGUUUAUCCUACUGUGGCUGUUAACAACCUUUCGAGUUCCUCAACAGAUAUACACCAACGGAAACAGCUAAGGCCAUUUGAUUUCUCAUGCUCUCAAGCAGCCUUUGAUUGUGAUCGUCACAAUUUUGACUCUUCUAUACAUGAACGGCAUAUACAAAAAUGCACAAGCCAGCACAGACCUAACAAGCAGAGUUCUGGAGGAGCAUCUCCUGUGCGUUCGUCAACAAAAUCCUCGCAAACAUCUUGCAGUACGUCGAAGUGUGUCAAAGUUCCAGUCACUGUAGACUCAAGCAAUGUCAUCAUGCGACAGUCUACAUCAUGCUCUGGAAGCUCAUCAAAAAUUCACACAGGGGUCAAAAUGACUUCUUCAAAAUUACUUUCAUCCAGCACAACUGACAAUGACAGUUCAAAAUCUAAAGAUGCAAGGUCUAAAAGAAAACCUUGCAAAAAAAAUGAGGCAGCAAUGGAUAAGCCCAUUGACUCUCAAAAAGUAAACGGAUCUCUUAUUUCAAAGCAAAAGUGUUCUAAUGUUAGCUAUCAGGGAUCUAUUAAAUUAAGUGCACAAUGAGUUAUUAUCAUUUAAGCAAACAGAUUGAGCAAUAGUAAUUUGGAAAGCUGUUUAUUAACUUGUAUUAUAAGAAAAUUUUGGAUUUGAAAAAACUUCAUGUGAGACUAUAAAAUUAGUAGUACAAAUGAUUAUUGUGUUCCUAUCCCGCUAGAGCAGGGGUGCUCAAACUUUUUCAGCUGCGGAACCCUUUUUGAAGCAAAAGUUUCUCAUGAAACUCCAAGAAAUGUUUAUAUUAUAUACAGUGUUCCCUCACUACUUUGCGGUUCACUUUUUGCGGAUUCACUGUUUUGCGGUUUUUCAAUAAACUCUAAAAGAUUAUUAUAAAUCAUAAAAAAUUACAAUUUGCAGUCUAAGUAAGGGAGGAAAUAAAAGCCGAAGGGAGAGAAAAGGAGCCCAAGCGGCAACGGGAGGAGAAGGAGGCAAUUUAACAACACAUUAUUGGUUGAUAAAGACAUAAAAUAGUGUAUAACGACUAAAAUAAUGUAUAAAUAUAGUGUCCCUACUUCUCGGAUUUUCACUUAUUGCGGGUGGUCCUGGCACCUAACCCCAGCGAUAAGUGAGGGAACACUGUAUAAUGUACCCUGUUUCCCGCAAAAUAAGACAGGGUCUUAUAUUAAUUUUUGCUCCAAAAUAUGCAUUAGGGUUUGUUUUCAGGGGCAGUCUUAUUUUUCCAAAUUUACUUUUUAAAUAAACAAUAUCUAGGGCGUAUUUUUGAAAUAUGGCUUAUGUUUCGAGCAUCCUCAAAAAUGUUUAAAAAUCAUGAUAGGUCUUAUUUUCAAGGUAGGUCUUAUUUUUGGGGAAACGGUAUCUACACUUGGCAUGGGAUGGGGCAGCGGCAGAUGGAUGUAGAAUGUUUAUGUGAACUAAUUCACACAGUGGAAAAGAAAUUGAGUAGAGAGAAACAAAGAAGGCAGUGCUAGACCCGAAUGGUGGCUGCAGAGGGACAAUCUUUUAUGCAAAGGUAAGCAGGCAGGCAGACAGAUUUGGAGCUCAUGUAGACAACAGUCAGGCAGGAUUAGAGAAGUGGGGGGAGGUGAGCACAGAGCACACAUUGAGAAUCGCUGUGCUAGAGUAAUCAGAACUGAUGUGUUUUUCAUUGUUUUAGUGUAGUGUAUUUAAAUAAAUAAAAUAUAGUCUAUGGACUCUUUGAUUUGGGCUAUUCUAAAUUGAAGAUAGCUUGAGGAAUCAAAGUCACUUUGAUUUUAAUUUCUUAGAAUUGGUUUCAGGGAAUCUAAUUUUUCUUUGUGGCUAAGCAAAUGGAAAAGAAUCUCUGAAAUACUAAGAUUAUUAUAUCCAUGUUUUCAAGAAAUGUGCUUUGGAUGAGAUGCUUGAAGAAAUCAACAUAAGAUGGCUAUUGUUUCCAUACCUCACAGGAAAUCAUUCUGUGGAAAUUUGUCUCAGUAGUUGGAGACAAUGUCUUACCAAAAACUAAGUGAAAUAAAUCUCUUACCCACUUUUUGGAAAAAAAUCCAUAGUGCAAAGAAAUAAAAAUCUUAAAAUAUGUGGAAAAUGUGUGGGGAAAAUCAGCUUAUAAAUUGCUUUCAAAAUUUCUGAUAGCAUAUCUAUCUGUAAUAAUAAAUGUAGUCCAGUGUUUCUUCUAUAGCUCCAAGACAGGGAAAUGUAGACAACAGUCUGGAUAAUUAAGAGAACCUUGAGAGUGAUUUAUUUUAAUUAAAAUUUGUCUAUAGUUCACCGAGUCAGUAGAUGACAUGGAGUUAUAGAGCACUAGGUGCUUUAGAAAAAAAAAGUUCCUUGGUGCAUAAGGGAUUCCCAAAGCAUAGGAACUUUUGAAAUUUGGUGCAAAUGCUUACAACUGGUUCAGGCUGGGCCUAUGGGGAGGCAAAUUGUAAAAGUCCAUUUCUGAUUUUCUUUCCUAAUUCUGCAGCAGCAUAAAUUUUACUGUUGUGAAACUGUUUGGUGAACUUUGCCAAUACCUGAUCUCUUUAAAUAUACAUACAUGUCCAUAGGUACAAGAUGAAGAGAAUUCUUGCUACCUGGUAGAGGCUUCCUGCCUCCUCUUCCUUAGUUAUAUGGCAUUUUGCCUUUGUUGUGAAGAAGAGUGUAUAUGUGACUCAGGGUAAGGGAAAAUUGCUGUCAUGGGGUGGGUGAUGAGGGUUUCCUUCCCUAUUCAAAUUCACUUUUGUAUCUGGGGUGGCAGUCUAUCUUAUAUCCACUUACCCAGGAGUUGGCCUUAUUGAAUGUAGUGAUAUUUGCUCUGAUUAUGCAUGUAAUGUAUAGGAUCCAUGCAGUGGAUAUGUUCCUGAGCAUUACUUCUUUCAUGGGGACUUUGAUACCAAAAGAAAACAUGGAAAGAAGAGGAAUAGGAUCCUGUGCCACUGAAAAAAGAGCAGUUCAUCAUGUUUCAGGAAACUAUUUUUGAAAAACUAAAAAUAUGCAAAUGUGAAAGGAAAUGAACAGGUCUGGUGAGCCCUUUAAAAACUACAUUCAUUUAACCUUUUGAUGGUUAUAAAAAUUAAUGUGGGGACUUUUCUCUGUUUCACAAACUUGUACUUUUUAUGCUUUCCAUUUUGGUGGCCAGAUGUUUUUUUCUUAAAUGCUGUGGGAGCUGAUGAGGCAGGCUUAUCUAAUUUCCCAAUUUGUCUCCAGUUUGCUCUCAAAGCAUGCUCAGUUUAGGAACCUUGGGGCAAGGACCAACUUUAUUGCCUGUUCUUGGCAUGUAGGUACAACUACACUAGGAUGGACUGCAGUAGAAUCCCAUUCUUUCUCAGCUUAAAUUUGAUUGCAUCGUUUGUUGCAGGCACAGCACUACAGCCUGCUGAUGAAAGUGUGUUUCUCCACUCUUGCUUUACCAGCCUCCUGAUACCGGUGCUGCUGAAAAAUCCUCCUGAUAGACAAGGAUGAAAGUUGGGACUGUGCUGAUGUAAAGAGUUUGUCAAUAGAA